Messenger RNA from Antechinus flavipes (yellow-footed antechinus), 1799 nucleotides. Its product is annotated as forkhead box protein N4-like. The transcript is spliced from 7 exons. The coding region runs from base 312 to 1604 and encodes 430 amino acids. Gene Ontology annotation, molecular function: DNA-binding transcription factor activity, RNA polymerase II-specific; transcription cis-regulatory region binding. The record is from RefSeq and is a predicted model, not a curated record. Gene Ontology annotation, biological process: regulation of transcription by RNA polymerase II. Lineage: Eukaryota; Metazoa; Chordata; Mammalia; Dasyuromorphia; Dasyuridae.
GUGACCCACAUUGGAAGGCCUGUCCGGCCUGGCAGCCCAUGGUGGGAGCCAUCUAGCCUACGACCUAUACCAGGGAGCCCCAUUGGGGGUCCAUCUGGCCUGGUGAGCUAGACCAGGGCGCCUGUCUGGCCUGCGUGCCCACACUGGGAAAAGACCUCGGCCCCAGCCCCCUGGGAUGCCGCCGCCUAGGAGAGUUCCCAGAGUCCCCCCGACGGCCGUGGCUCCCUCCCCACCCCCGUGGCCGUGCCGUGAGGAGGGCCCCCAGCCAGUGGCCGGGUGUCUUUCUCUGCUUCGCCCCCUCCCUAGGUUCCAUGGCAGCCAGCGUGCUCACGGUGGGCGCCCCGGGCGCCAUCAGCCACGUGCCAGGCAGCGUGCCCCCCCAGGGCCUGCUGGGGCUUGGCAGUAUCGGGCCCCACGGAGCCAGUAUGAGCCAGUACCCCAUGGGGGGCCAGCAGGACCAGCCCCAGCUCUACCCGGCACCCUCCCAGCCGCCAUUCACCCUGGCCCAGGGCCCACAUCAGUGCCCCCCUGCCGGAAUGUACAGCGUCUCCUUCGGGGCGCAGCCUACGUUCCCCCAGCCUCGCCUCCCUGCGCACUCGGCCCAGGAGCUGCACCCCAAGCACUACCCCAAGCCCAUCUACUCCUACAGCUGCCUGAUCGCAAUGGCCUUGAAAAACAGCAAGACGGGCAGUCUCCCGGUCAGCGAGAUCUACAGCUUCAUGAAAGAGCACUUCCCCUACUUCAAGACGGCCCCCGAUGGCUGGAAGAACUCGGUCCGACACAACCUGUCCCUGAACAAAUGCUUCGAGAAGGUGGAGAACAAGAGCAGCGGCUCUUCGCGCAAGGGCUGCCUCUGGGCCCUCAACCUGGCGCGCAUCGACAAGAUGGAGGAGGAGAUGCACAAGUGGAAGAGGAAGGACCUGGCCGCCAUUCACCGCAGCAUGGCCAACCCGGACGAGCUGGACAAGCUGAUCAGCGACCGGCCGGAGAGCUGCCGCCGCCUCGGGGAGCCCGGGGAGCCCGACGCGCCGGGGCUGGGCCGAGUGGUGGCGGCCGCGCCGGGCCGGCUGGCCGCCUCGCGCCUCCCGCCGCAGCCCGUGAUGACCCUGUCGCUCCAGUCUCUCCCCCUGCAGCACCAGCUGCAGCCUCGCCUGGGCCUGGCCCCCGGGUCCCCGGCGCCGGCCCAGACCCCGCCGCUGCACGCCCUGCCCGACGUGAGCUGCAGCCCCCUCCCCACCCACCACGCCGUGAGCAGGGCUCCCGUGGACUUCCUGAGCGUCGUGGGCGACGUGAGCGCGGAGGUGGACGCUCUGGACCCCAGCAUCGUGGACUUUGCCCUGCAGGGGAACCUUUGGGACGACAUGAAGGACGACAGCUUCAGCUUGGACACCCUCGGGGCCUUCAGCAACUCCCCCCUGCAGCUGUCAGACUGUGACCUGGGCGCGUCGGGGCUCACCCCCGUCUCCAGCGGCAGUGACCAGUCCUUCUCGGACUUGCAGGUCACCAGCCUGUACACCGCCUACGCAGCCGCGGGGGACGGCGCCCCUUCCUCCUCUGCCCAGUACCUGGGCGCCCCAGGCAAUAAGCCCAUUGCCCUGCUCUGAACGCCCAUGGCUCUUGGCCUUGGUGGGCACGGGGGGGCCUGGCCUUGGAGGUGGAAUGGGGGGAGGUCUGGCGCUUGGAGGAAAUGCCGGGUCAGGAGCUCUGCUUUGCUGGAGCCCACCAGCCCAGUCCCUGCCCACGGGCAGACCCCCAGCCCCAGGGGCCUCUCCUGCUGCUCACAUGGCCCUUAGGAAGAU